AUGCGGCCAGCUCCAUGGCUGCUUCUGACCUCGUCGACCAGGGCGGCCUUUGGCCCACCUACGAAACCUACGAAAGCUUCACAGGCUAACCUGCUGACCGCAAUCCGUCGUCGCUGGGUUUACAGCGGCACCGACAACCCAAAUCGAGUAUGGGGCCCUCAAGAGCUGUCCCGUAUCGCGCAGGAGACGGGCCCCUUCAUCUUCCAUCUGACCUCGGAAAACCCGUUUCUCAAUCUCUCGAUCGAGCACUUCCUGCUCACCAAGUCUCAUCCUGACUCACACAUCCUCCUGUUCUACACCCACAGACCCUGUGUGGUCGUCGGCCGCAAUCAGAAUCCAUGGCUCGAAGCGGAUCUCAAGAGGCUGCAAGAGGGUCUGCCUGUUGAAGAGCAGGCAGUGGGAAAAAGAGGCGGCGAGAGCUACACGUCGAGGACAGCCUCGCUGAAGUCUCCACACAACCAGAACAAUGUGCCGCCGGAGAUCGUGCCCAUCGACCUCGUCCGUCGCCGCAGCGGAGGCGGCACUGUGUUUCAUGACUCGGGAAACCUGAACUACUCCGUUAUCGUCCCGAACACCAAGACGUUCAAGAGGAGCACUCAUGCUGAAAUGGUGGUGCGGGGCCUUGAAAGCCUUGCGAGUGCUAGAUCUGCAUCUACAUCCUCGUCGUCAGGUGUACCUCGCGGGAGAUACAGCUUUGGCUCCGUCCGGGUCAACGAGCGCAACGACAUUGUCAUGCAACAGCCAGGCGCAGCCGAGUGGUUGAAGGUCAGCGGCAGUGCGUACAAAUUGACCAGGGGCCGAGCCUUACAUCACGGUACAUUGCUUUACUCCAGCCCGUACGUGAACAAAAUCUCCGAGUUGCUGAGAAGUCCCGGUCGGGGCCUCAUCAGUGCCAAGGGGGUGGAGAGCGUGCGCAGCAAAGUUGGGAACCUCGCAUGGACGCCCAACCCGCACGAGAGGGAGGUGGUCAGGGCAGAGAUCACAGAAGCGAUCACAAGGGAGUUCUGGAAGAUGUACGGAGGUGGCGAGGCCCGCAAGCCCGGGACAGACGAGAUCACCCUCGCAGCCGGUGCGAAUGAGUUCAAUUCCGCAAUAGCAUCCGGCGUGCAAGAGCUUACCUCGCCGAGCUGGAUUUUCGAACAGACGCCCCGGUUCGAGUUUGCAAGCGGCAUGCUCGAGAACCACGAGAUCAUACUCUCCGCGAACCGUGGCGUCUUAAAAUCGUUGACAGUGCAAAGCCCAGUUGCAGUUCCCGACUCGGAGCGGAGUGAGGGUGGAAACAACGAGGUGGUCUGGACGACGAGGCGAAUACAUUUUGGAAAACAGGAAAGAUCAUCUGCAGGUACGGAGAUGGAAGAAGGACCUCGAGUAGAGUCGGAAGAGAAAGACGGGGAGCUGCUGGUGCUCGAUGAGGAAGUCAAGUUGCACGAUGUGAAGAAUUGGAGGGAGUUGCUCACCACUGAUGCUGGCAAGAGUGCAAACGGUGUCGAGACCUCUACGAUAACGAACAAGGGGAAGACGCAGGCGACCGUGCCGGACGCUUUGAUCCAGAGACUCGAAGCGAUAUUUCCCAGCUAUAAAUAA
Molecule: messenger RNA, 1584 nt
Organism: Fonsecaea multimorphosa CBS 102226
Lineage: Eukaryota; Fungi; Ascomycota; Eurotiomycetes; Chaetothyriales; Herpotrichiellaceae
Exons: 1
Coding region: 1-1584 (527 amino acids)
Biological process (GO): protein lipoylation
Cellular component (GO): cytoplasm; mitochondrion
Molecular function (GO): lipoyltransferase activity
Source: RefSeq, a predicted model, not a curated record